Syngnathoides biaculeatus (alligator pipefish) is the source of this 2899-nucleotide messenger RNA. RefSeq names its product von Willebrand factor A domain containing 1 (gene vwa1). Gene Ontology annotation, molecular function: protein binding. The transcript is spliced from 7 exons. The record is from RefSeq and is a predicted model, not a curated record. Bases 191 to 1735 code for a protein of 514 amino acids. NCBI's taxonomy places the organism in Eukaryota, Metazoa, Chordata, Actinopteri, Syngnathiformes, Syngnathidae.
GAAGAUCCAGAUCUCUGAAAGAACCAAUGUGACAAGGCUACUGAAGCACAAUCACGGCAAAGACAAAUGGCGAGCGGAGCUGCACAGAUUAGUUUUAGCUAAUGGUUUCACCAGCAUUGGCUUCCUAGUGAUCAUCACAUUCAGGCGCCUUCAUAAGUAUAGUGGGUGGACCUGUACUCUUGUUGCAAUAAUGGAAAGCCACUUGCUGACAUUGUUGCUCGUGUGUUUGCUUCCGAGAACUGUGUAUGCACAGGCUGGCGCACCUGAGGGAGUUCUCAACUGCUGCGAGGGGGAUGUCCUCUUUCUGUUGGAUUCCUCUGGGAGUGUGUCAUCCUAUGAGCAUUCCCGCAUGCUCGACUUCCUGUCAGAGCUCCUCCUGCCAUUUUCCUUGGGGGAGGAUCAGGUGAGGAUUGGACUUCUACAGGUGGGCACCAAACCACGCCUUGAGUUCGGCUUUGACACCUACCGCACUCAAAGUAGCCUGCAGGCGGCUUUGAAGGCCACCAAACCCCUCAGAGGGGACACCAACACCGUACAGGCGCUCAAGAUCGCAAAGGAUGGAGUGCUGAGACCAGGAUCUGCGGACGGGGCCCGUCCGGGGCUCCCCAGGGUGCUGGUGUGGCUGACGGACGGAGUGAAACCGGGUGACGUGAUUGGCCCAAUGGCUGAGCUGAGGGGGGAAGGUGUGGCGGUGCUGGUGGUCUCCACUGGCCACAGUAACUAUCAGGUGUUGAGGCAAGUUGUGUCGCCACCAGCUGAGAACCACCUGUACUUUGUGGACAUCGAUGACAUGAGCAUUAUCGUAGAAGAUCUGCGGGAUGCCAUCAUCGAAAUAAUCCGCGCUGAGCAUAUGACUGUCCGGGAAGUGUCCUCCAGUGCUGCCACGCUUCAGUGGCGACCUGUUCUGUCUGGUAUGAGGGGCUACUACGAGAUCCGCUUCAGUCCAAUACUAUCAGGCGGAACAGGAAAUGGAGGAAGCGGCACUGGGACCAGUCCAAGCACUGGUGGGAGUCAGUACCAGAGACUUGUCCAGUCAUCAGAUUCCAACGCUAUCAGGCUAACGGGCCUGACGCCCGACACCGUCUAUACUGCCACUUUGACACCCGAGUCUAAUGAACAAGCUUUUAACACUCUAUCGGUCACCUUCACGACACAAUCAGAGGUACAGAGUCCGUCUGUGGUCACAGUCUCAGAGUCGGGGCCGACCAGUGUUCGGGUGAGCUGGGGUCCUCUCCAGCCGGAGAUCGUUACAAGUUACUACAUCGAAUAUUCUGCACUGCCCACUGGAAAGCUGCAAACAGCCACAGUGGACAAAAGGCAAAACUCCACACUCCUCAAGAACCUCCAAACAGACACCACCUAUUUGGUCACCGUUAGUGCCCGGCAUUCAUCGGGCAAGGAGAAGGCAAUGUCAGUCAAAGUCUGCACACAGGAAGUGACUCCAGCACUGGCUGACCUGCAGCUGACUACAGUGGACAGCCACUCUGUGCAGGUGGACUGGAGAGGGUCCUUUGAUGGUUUGAAGGGCUACUGGCUCACUUGGGAAGGAGAAGAAAGAGUUGCCCAGCGUUCGUCUCUCUACCUGCCUCCCAAUUCUCAGUCUACACGACUCACAAACCUCCCUCCUUCGGCAAGGGUGUGCGUGUCACCCAUCUAUAAGACAGCUCGGGGAGAGGGACUGUGCUGCACGGCAAAAUUUGCCUCAGAUGCAUCAACGUAUGGCUUCCAGUCAUAGCACCGCCAAAACGACGAGUGAUCCUAACCAAACAUGGAGGCUCAUAGCAAGAACAACAAUGUUGACUUUUCUUCCAUAAUAUUUUCCCAUGCUUCUCCUCACUUUGUGGAUAUCAUCCAGGAAUGGUGUGUAGCUUAGUGUACAGAGCACUAGUGUGGAAAACAGACACUAAGGAGUGAUCUGACACAAUGUAGUCGCAUGCUGGCUGCCAUAAUUAGGAAGACAAAAGGUCGACAGUAUUUGGGUUUAUACGCAUUGGCCGGUCUACAUACAUGACUCUAUUCAAGAUGAUGUUUAACGCUGAAGUUUUACUGCUGCCCCUGUCAGAAUGACUCUGACACACAUAUUUAAAGUCAAAGAUACCUAGUUAUUUAAUAGCAUCUAUCAUUUUUUUUCUCAUGCAAGAUAAAGGGCAUAGCUGUGGCCCAUUAGAUUCUCUUAAAUUAUGCAGUUUAAAUAAUUCAAUGUUUUCCUUUUUCAAAAAGACCAUUCUGGGAAUACAUUGGGUUAUAGAUGUGGCUUGUUUUAGAGAAUGUUUUUCACCAUCAGAGGGCCUCAUGCACCAAGCAGUUGUUUGAAUUCGAAAAACACGAACAUCUGGUCCUUUCUUGUAAUAAGUACUAAUAAAUAUUAUGUUGUGUUAUUUUUGGAUAGUAACAAACUGAUCUGUAAUUACCAUUCAUUUAAACAGCCAUGUUCACGCCCCCCCCCCCAAAAAAAAAAAACACGUCUGAAGAAGUGUUCAGAUUCCAUCGUUCAUAUUUAUUCUCCCCAAAUACCUUGGAGGCUUAGAUUAUAUUUAACAUUAUUAAUAGUGCCAAGAGGGGUUGCGUCAGGAAGGGCAUCUGGCGUAAAAACUGUGCCAAACAAAUAUGAGCCUUCAUCUAAGAUGUCACACUGUGUGGCGACCCCAAACGGGACAAGCCGAAAGAAAUUUACAUACUAAUAGUGCAUACAAUAGUUUGUUCUUCACGUUUCUAGGCUGUUACUGAGUUAGUCUUUGCUGCCAUCUACUGUCACCAAGCUCGGCAGUUUGCUGUCAGUGUUGAAAGCUCAAAAUUCUCCUUAUAGAGAAUAUUUUAUUGUUAUUGUUGUUGUUGUUGAUAUCCCCCACUUUGUAACAUCAGCUUACAAUAAAUUUGUUUAACAGUUUUGGUAACAUGA